AUGCAUGCCACAGUCGACGGCCCAACUGCCUCCGCGAGUGACAUCGCACCGUCUGCCAGCGUGUCCGUUACGUCCGCCUCCCCUCCGCCCCCCGCGGCCGCCAGCUCGCCAAAUGAACGCGGACCCUCCCCUCUCCGCCGCUUGAAACCCAAGUCGUCUCUCUGGAGUAUUGGCAGCAGCAACCACAGCGGCCCGGACGACGACCUUCCUCCCACAGAGCCAUCCAGCGCCGAGAAAAAUACCGCCAAACCGAGCAUCUUCCGCCGCCUGUCGCCCGCCCUCGCGGCCCGCGUGAAGCUGCUCGACGGGACCAACAAGGCGAACAGCGCACCCCGCAACCCCAACAACGUCGGUCGGAUCCCGGAAGAACACCUGAAGGUGCUUGAUAGCCAGCACCAAGACCUGUCGAUCAAGGUUGAGAGGCGCGGCCAGGCGUGGAGUGGCCCAAUACCCCCAUCCCCGACCCUACAAGCGCACCACUUGACACGGAGUGCGUCCAACACUCGCGACCUCCCUAGCCACGAACUCCUCCAGGAGAUUAUCGAGGCGCACACUCAAGGGUCAAACUACGCCGACACGGUCGUCGACAGCACAGAACCGCCCGUUCUGGCCGCUGUUCACCCCCCGGUGUCGGUCCCUGACACACCGAGCAGCCCACCCCCGGCGACAUCCAUGUCUGCUGCGGAGCCCGGGCCCGCGCAGCUGCGCGCAGACCCUGAACCAGAAGCACUCCCCAAUGACAAGGCCCAGGAUACGCGGACCGACUUCGAGAAAUAUGUCGAUGACACAAAACGCAGCGAGGAGCGGUCCGUGGAGGCCGUGCCUGUGCGCCCACUCAAGGAUUCCCCGCCCGCCUACGCGCUCUCCUCGUCCUCUAACUCACAGUCGUACUUCAAUCCGAUGGGGUUGCAGCGCGCCGAAUCAAUAUACUCCUUCUCCCGUGCCUCUUUCAGCAACCAGCUGUCUCAGCUCACGUCGAUCCCUCUGCCACAGCCAGCAGCACUCGAAACCAGUAUAGCGAACAUCUCCACCGCCCUUGCCGCGGUUCGGGCAUUGAACGGUGCGGCGGAACAGAUCCAGAUUUGGAUUAGGAAGGCGUCCGAUGUGCUCAGUGGUCUCGACUCCGAGGAUGACGUGGAAUGGGCUGCGGCUGGUGGGCGAGAGGGUCUUGAAGGGGUGGAUAAGGCUAUAACCCGCUUUGAGUCCUUGGUCAAUGUCUACGUGAAGGCAAUCGAGAAUGUGCAGCUUCGAGACGAUAUCGCCAACGUGGAUGCCGAGAACUUGAAGACAAUUGUGAGCCAGAUGGAAAGCAUCCUGCAGAAUUGGGCUCAGAUUAAGAGCAAACUGCGUGGGGUGAAGGAGCAGGUGGAACUAGCGAUGGAAUGGGAGGAGUUAUGGUCGAAUGUGUUGGGUGAUGUCGGCAUGGAGAUUGAUAACCUGAGCGGGAUGAUUUUUGAGAUGGAGGAGAAGCGACACCAGAGUCUGAUGGAUAAUGGCGAUUCCAGCAGUGGUCUUGAUAUCAACGAGCUCGAGACUAUCGUGGAGGAGUCUCCCACCAAGGGACGGUCUCCUGCCAAUAAUCGCCUGAACAUCGGCCCCAUCCUGGCAACAGCAUCCGGCACGCCGAUCAUCAAGACACCGCAAGACGACUCCAGCCACUCCAAUCUCAUGGCCCUGUUUGCCCGUAUGCAGCCGCUCCGGGCAUCUUUGGAUUUCUUGCCCAUGCGACUGUCGAUGUUCCAAUCGCGGGCAGAUCGUCUCUUCCCAAGUGCCUGUGAGGAGCUCGAUGACCGACGAAGUCGUCUGGAGAAGAGCUAUAAGGUUCUCGAGGGAGAUGCCGAAGCGUUGCGAAAGGAGCUGGGCGAGGACAAGUGGAUUAUAGUAUUCCGCAACGCGGGCAGCCAGGCACAGAAGAUGUUUGACUCGGUUGAACGGAGUAUUUCCAAGUUGCAGGAAGGGCUAGAGUCGAACGCGCAAGUGCAUAACCCUGGCAGCCUGACCAAGCGGAUCGAGAAUUACGAGGCGAAAAAGAUGCACUAUGUGCCGGCCAUCGAGCGGGUUAUCUCCAUCAUCCAGAAGGGUGUCAAUGACCGACUGACCGUGAACGGUGAGGUGCUGCGACUUCUGUCCGACAUGACUUCGCGGACAGAUGCCCUCAAAGCUAGUCUCAGGGUGAUGGAUGCCUCUCUCGAGGAUGUGCAGAUCGUGAGAGGUCAGCAACUGCGCGACUCCAUCUCCAGUAUCGUCACGAUGGACAGCCCGGCUACCGGCAGUGCUAUCGAUACACCCGGCAGCUCACCUGCUUCCUCAGUCAUUCUCAGCGGCAGUGGAUACAAGACACCUAUGGGUAGCUCAAGCCGCCGUGAAAGCUCAGUCGGUAGUUCUACGGCGCGCUCGGCCAUGUCCAAGGUCCGCCGGUUAUCUGGUCUGCCCCAGGUGACCUCAACCUUGACUGGGCGCAAGUCUUCCAUCCCCAAACCAACGGCGCCUAUUACUCCCACGCCGGCAACGCGGAAGGCCUCUCGUGUACCACAGCCGUCUACGAUACCCAAUCGACCUCGCUGGACCAAUAGCACCAACCUGAAUGAUGUGGAUUCGGGCUAUAAGUAUCUGAGCACGACCACCCCAGGCACUCAACGGAAGGGCUCUACCCCGGUGUAUAACCGUCCGUCGUCGACUGUUCCGUUCCGUCGAGAUAUGUCUGCUUCCCCAGCCGCCAGUCCUGGCCGGUCGCUCAGCCGUCUGUCAACCCGAUUGGCGUCCUCAUCUCGCAGUCCAGUCCGCAACAUCUCAUCUCCCACACCCGCCCGAUCUUCUCUGCUCGACCCUCCACCUUAUAGUCGUCUCCGCAGACCAUCUGGCAUGUCUGCUACUCCUCGCAGCCGACAGAGCUUCGCCGGCAUGGGCUCAUCUUUCAGCCGCAGUUUCUCCUCCCAAUACCAAGGGCAGGAUUUAACGGAGAGCCCCAGCAAACCCGCGCGCCCGGGUACAGCCCUCGGUCAUUCUAGCAGCCGACGUACCAGUCUCCUUCCCUUGCCGAAGCGACCCGAGAAAGAAAAAACAGCCGUGCAGAAGAAGCUCGAUGCGCGACCGCCGUGGAGACCAUAA
Molecule: messenger RNA, 3108 nt
Organism: Penicillium canariense
Lineage: Eukaryota; Fungi; Ascomycota; Eurotiomycetes; Eurotiales; Aspergillaceae
Product: KAR9 family protein
Exons: 1
Coding region: 1-3108 (1035 amino acids)
Biological process (GO): nuclear migration along microtubule; establishment of spindle localization; mitotic spindle orientation checkpoint signaling
Cellular component (GO): mating projection tip; spindle pole body; cell cortex
Source: RefSeq, a predicted model, not a curated record